GAACAGUUCAGUUUUUAAUUCUUAUACACACUUGCUUCACCACGAGAACAACUUAGCAGUGAGCUUGUAUAAAAUCAUGGUUCCCGCCAAACUUAGCCGUGUCCCUUCGGACCCCAAUUUGCGCAACAUCCCUAAGAUUGUUGACAAAAUUAACCUUCGCAAGUCUGAGGGCAAGACCUUCUACUCCUUCGAAUACUUUCCCCCCAAGACCACCGAGGGAGCCCAGAAUUUAUAUGCACGUGUUGAGCGCAUGUCGUCUGUCGAGCCGUUGUUCGUCGAUAUGACCUGGGGAGCUGGAGGUUCAACUUCCGAGAUGACACUAGAGUUGUGUACUAAUAUCCAAACAUAUUUAGGUAUGGACGUGAUGAUGCAUCUGACGUGCACAAACAUGCCGAGGUCGAUGAUUGAUAAUGCACUCACAUCCGCACGUGCCAACGGUGUGCGUAACAUUCUAGCUCUACGUGGUGAUCCCCCUGCCGGUCAAGACUGGCAGGCUUGUGAAGACGGUUUCGCGCAUGCUACUGACCUUGUAUCUUACAUCCGACAGACACACGGCGACUACUUUUGCAUAUGCGUCGCUGGUUACCCAGAGGGACAUCCCGCCGGCUCGCUUGACGGCAAGAUCACCUACGAAGAAGAAUUACAAUUCUUGAAGCAGAAGAUCGAUGCGGGUGCAGAUGUCAUCAUCACACAGCUCUUCUUCGAUACUGAUUUAUUCUUAGAGUUCAUUGACAAGUGUCGCGAGAUCGGAAUUGAUACCCCAAUCCUACCUGGGAUUAUGCCCAUCCAGUCUUAUGCCGGUUUCCACAAGAUGGUAGGGUUCUGCAAGGUCAAAGUACCGCAGUUCAUCACCGACCAGUUGGAAGCCGUAAAGGACGACGACGCGAAAAUUAAAGAAUUGGGCGUUCGCAUCGGGGUUGACACAUGCAAGAAGCUUUUGGAGUCGGGCAAGGUGCCAGGACUUCAUUUUUACACAUUGAAUCUCGAAAAGAUGGUAAUGAGCAUCAUCGAUGGGCUGCAGAUGGUGCCAACCGACAAAGCUAUUCGAUCUCUUCCAUGGCGUCCUUCCACCGCCGACAGACGCCGCAGUGAGGACGUGCGACCUAUCUACUGGGCCAACCGCCCCAAGAGUUAUCUGUCACGCACUGCCACGUGGGAUGAUUUCCCCAACGGCCGAUGGGGAGAUCGACGAUCGCCCGCGUUUGGUGAUGUAGGUAGUUACUACAUCUUCAAUCCCUCGAGAAUGUACAAUCCCAAAGUCAAGGAGACGUACGGGCCGUGUGACAGCAUUGAUGCCAUCGCCGAUGUCUUCGUGAAGUAUUUGAGUGGAGGGAUUAAGGUUUUACCUUGGUCUGAAACAGAGAUGAUUGCCAUAGAGACUGCUCAGAUCAACGACGACCUACUGUGGCUCAACCAAAACCAUCUCUUCACUAUCAACUCGCAACCGAGAGUGAAUGGUGUGCCAUCCACGGACGCCUCAUUCGGUUGGGGACCUGAAGGCGGCUAUGUGUAUCAGAAAGCAUAUCUGGAGUUCUUUGCCACUAAAGACAUCGUCGACAAGUUGUUCGAAGCAGUUAAGACCAUGCCCAGUUUCACACUUUACGCUGCUAGCAAGAAGUCAAAGUCGAUCAUGACAAAUGCUAAGAGACCUGACACCGCCACGGCUGUUACCUGGGGAGUUUUCCCAGAAACCGAGGUGCUGCAACCCACCAUUGUCGAUCCAGCUAGUUUCAUGGCCUGGAAGGACGAGGCCUUCUCUCUGUGGUUAGAUGUGUGGAUGUCCAUGUUCAAUCUUCCAGAGGAACAGAAGGCUCGCGAUACUAUCAAGUACAUUAACGAGGAGUUCUAUCUCGUCAAUGUGGUAGACCACGAUUUCCGCGACGGCAACAUCUUCAGAGCCUUCGACGGUAUUUUGCCCGCUAAAAGUGCCUAGGACAGGCACUUCAACUCGCACAGACUCUACGGAGGAGUGUAUUGAGUACACGCCAUCAAGGGCGUUCAACGGUUAAUUAGCUGCUACGCUUAGUUACGGGACUCGUCUCUCUCAAUGCUAAUGCGUCACCCGCAGUGCGAUAGAUAGGAAUAAUGUAUAUCACCGCUAGACUAGUGCAUCGGCCACAGUUUAGGGCUAAUCGGAUGACGCCGAGUGUGCGGACGUGACACUCGGUAUUCUGUCCCCUCUGCCAAGUUUUAGAGGAUAAGCAAUAAAUAGAACCUUUCG
Messenger RNA from Sphaeroforma arctica JP610, 2221 nucleotides. Its product is annotated as methylenetetrahydrofolate reductase (NADPH). The record is from RefSeq and is a predicted model, not a curated record. Gene Ontology annotation, molecular function: FAD binding; methylenetetrahydrofolate reductase [NAD(P)H] activity. Gene Ontology annotation, biological process: tetrahydrofolate interconversion. Bases 77 to 1933 code for a protein of 618 amino acids. Gene Ontology annotation, cellular component: cytosol. NCBI's taxonomy places the organism in Eukaryota, Ichthyosporea, Ichthyophonida. The transcript is spliced from 7 exons.